AUGAAACAGCCAGUCCACGUGCAAGGUACUGUCCCAACUUUAGAGAUGACCGCAGCUCAAUCCCAAGCAACUCCCCAUACCAUAACAGGUAAUACGAGUCCGCGCCAUAGUGGCUCAGCCGAGAACUUCGCGACACCAGAUGCCAAUGCUUCGGCAAGUGAUGCAGCCGAAAAUAAGAAUACCAACGGUACCGCCGAUACAGGCAGUAAAGGAUAUGGCAGAUUGGCAGCCCUGCUCGCUAGACAAGACGAGUAUGCCAUUUUCCGUCGUUUCAAGUACCUGAAUUGUCUAAGCCUACUGUAUCAACAGGCCGAGAUCAUUUUCCUCCAGGAUCACCUAGAGAAGCUGGCGGCAAUGGACCGAACACAUUCCUGUCGAAUGCGACAGUUCUUUGACAGGGACUGGAUUACCCUUGCACAUCCAGGGGAUCCGGAAGCAGGCCAACAAUGGGCAACCAUGCAGCUGAUUCAACUGAAGCUGGCAAAAUACAGUACGCAUUAUCGUUUCUCUUUUACCUAUUCUGUCUUUUCCGCAUCUCUAACUUCCCUCGCUUCAAUAGAUAAGGCACUCCUCACCCAAGCCUCACUCGCCAAACUCAAUCCUCCCAACUUCCAGGAUCUCACCUUUCUCCGAGAAUGGAUUGGUCGUGCCGACAACGGGAAUUAUCCUAUUCAUGGCCCAGAUCAGCAUGCAUGGGAUCCAGAAUUCGAAACUGAUCUCAUGGCUAUCAGCCCACGGGUGCCGUUGGAUCGCCUCUCCCGCUGGGUGAACGACAUCAUUUUCCCCUGGUAUCACAAAUUCUUCGGGGCCAAGAUCAAGGUUAGCACAGCAGUUCAUCACUGUUCCCUGCCCAGAUGUAGGUUGUGGCUGAUAAAGGUGUAG
This is a messenger RNA of Podospora anserina S mat+, 882 nucleotides long. RefSeq lists its product as uncharacterized. Bases 1 to 882 code for a protein of 293 amino acids. The record is from RefSeq and is a predicted model, not a curated record. Lineage: Eukaryota; Fungi; Ascomycota; Sordariomycetes; Sordariales; Podosporaceae. The transcript has a single exon.